AAGUGCUCUUAAGGGAUUUAUCUACAAGUUGGAUUGUCACAUAUCUUUUGAUUUUUAUAAAUAUAAAAUUAUGAAGAUUUGUAUAAUUCUCAGCAUUUUUGUUUCGCUUGCUGUGUUAAUCAAUGCACAUGCGUCGAAAAGGGCUGCGACCUCAACAGUGGCGUCUCAAAUUCGCUUCCUUCUAGAUGAGGAGAAAAGUCUGAGACAGAAGCUAGAAACAAGGGUACAGAAGUUACGACAACAAGCUGCUAGUUUGAACAACACUAUAGUUCCUUGUACUUGCACGACAUCAUCACCCACUAGUACCUCCUCUACUCAGGUUGCGUACACAGGGACCACUGGAACAAGCACUAUAUCAAGUCUGAACCCAAACACUGUCUUCAACUUCACUCAUGAUCUUGUCAAUAUUGGACAUGCAUUCAAUCCAACUGAUGGCCAUUUUUAUGCACCCGUUGACGGGCUAUACGGCUUCUCAUUGGCUGUUUACAUGGCCGUGCGGUAUUCUAUAAAAAUGGAGCUGGUGGCGAAUGGUAAACCAAUCCUUAACGUACAGACGGCCCAUUAUUAUUCAGGCAGUUACAACCGACAAGAGAACAUGGCAGUCAACUUUGCUGUCGUCAACAUUACGAAAGGAACGGAAGUAUGGCCUCGCUAUAUUUCCGGUUCCGGUUCCCUCUACGGACAAGGCGUUCCUACAUUUUCCGGAUAUCUUCUUCAUGAAUUUUAACGUUAUGAUGCGUGUAAAAUAAGAGAAUAAGUAAAACAAUAUAAUGACUG
Messenger RNA from Mercenaria mercenaria, 777 nucleotides. Its product is annotated as complement C1q tumor necrosis factor-related protein 3-like. The record is from RefSeq and is a predicted model, not a curated record. The coding region runs from base 71 to 727 and encodes 218 amino acids. Lineage: Eukaryota; Metazoa; Mollusca; Bivalvia; Venerida; Veneridae. Gene Ontology annotation, molecular function: protein binding. The transcript has 2 exons.